Cyclospora cayetanensis is the source of this 435-nucleotide messenger RNA. Its product is annotated as DNA-directed RNA polymerases I, II, and III subunit RPABC3. The coding region runs from base 1 to 435 and encodes 144 amino acids. Gene Ontology annotation, cellular component: RNA polymerase II, core complex; RNA polymerase I complex; RNA polymerase III complex. NCBI's taxonomy places the organism in Eukaryota, Apicomplexa, Conoidasida, Eucoccidiorida, Eimeriidae. Gene Ontology annotation, molecular function: DNA-directed RNA polymerase activity. Gene Ontology annotation, biological process: DNA-templated transcription. The record is from RefSeq and is a predicted model, not a curated record. The transcript has 3 exons.
AUGUCGAUUCCUUGCCUCUUUGAGGAUCGUUUCACAGUCCGGAGUGUGGACAAUAACAAAUUUGAGCGUGUUAGCAGAAUUCGUGCCAAGAGCUCGGGACUCGAUGCAGAACUCAUUUUGGAUGUCAACAAACAGCUGCUCCCUCUUGCCGAAAAGCAGGGGGUGCAUAUUGGUCUCACGAACUCGUUGGUUCUCCCAGACCGCAAGGCAGAUGGCUCCACAGACGCACAGCAGUUAAGCGGCUACGACUAUGUCAUGUAUGGCAAGGUUUUCAAGCUAGAGGAAACCUCAUCGGAAAGAAGAACCCUUUAUUUGUCCUUUGGGGGGCUCUUAAUGUCUCUGGCGGCUGACAAGCACGUCGUGGGCGAUUUGGAGCUCGAUAUGCGAGUUUAUCUCUUGGUGAAGAGAUCGCAAGAGUCGUUGGUCGAAUGCUAA